Suncus etruscus (white-toothed pygmy shrew) is the source of this 1548-nucleotide messenger RNA. It is a transcript of the gene ANKMY2, whose product is annotated as ankyrin repeat and MYND domain containing 2. The coding region runs from base 150 to 1472 and encodes 440 amino acids. The transcript has 10 exons. The record is from RefSeq and is a predicted model, not a curated record. Gene Ontology annotation, molecular function: protein binding. NCBI's taxonomy places the organism in Eukaryota, Metazoa, Chordata, Mammalia, Eulipotyphla, Soricidae.
GAGUCCUCCCGGCUCGCCCGAGCUCGCCUGCUUGCUUGCUUGCUUGCUGCUCGCCUGCAAGCCGGCAGGGAGGGGGGAAUUGCAAUCCUUGGCAUCCAGGGUUUUCCGUCCUUGCAAGGAUCCCAAUCCCCUUGAAGCUGGCGGGGGCCAUGGUGCACGUCCAGAAAGGCCAGCUGAGCGCGGAGGAGCAGGAGUUGCUGGAAGUCAUCGGGAAAGGAACUGUUCAAGAAGUUGGGACACUCUUAGCCAACAAGGAUGUUCGUGUCAACUGUUUAGAUGAGAAUGGAAUGACACCUCUAAUGCAUGCUGCAUAUAAAGGAAAACUGGAUAUGUGCAAAUUACUUUUGCGACAUGGAGCAGAUGUAAACUGUCAUCAGCAUGAACAUGGAUAUACUACACUCAUGUUUGCUGCACUGUCGGGUAACAAAGAUAUCACGUGGGCAAUGUUGGAAGCUGGUGCUGAGACAGAUGUUGUCAACUCUGUGGGAAGAACAGCUGCUCAAAUGGCAGCCUUCGUGGGUCAACAUGAUUGUGUCACCAUAAUCAACAACUUUUUUCCUCGAGAGAGACUGGAUUAUUACACUAAACCCCAGGGGCUGGACAAAGAGCCAAAAUUGCCCCCCAAAUUGGCAGGUCCUCUGCACAAGAUUAUUACCACAACAAAUCUUCAUCCUGUCAAGAUUGUGAUGCUUAUAAAUGAGAAUCCUCUGCUGGCAGAAGAAGUAGCUCUGAACAAAUGCUACAAGGUGAUGGACUUGAUUUGUGAGAAAUGUAUGAAGCAAAGAGAUAUGAACGAAGUAUUGGCUAUGAAAAUGCAUUACAUCAGCUGUAUCUUUCAAAAAUGUAUUAACUUCAUGAAAGAUGGAGAAAACAAACUGGACACUUUGAUCAAAGGCUUGUUAAAAGGUCGCCCUUCUGAUGGUUUUCCAGUGUAUCAGGAAAAGGUCAUAAGAGAGAGUAUCAGAAAAUUCCCCUACUGUGAAGCCACACUCCUCCAGCAGCUGGUGAGGAGCAUUGCUCCUGUUGAAAUUGGUUCUGAGCCCACCGCAUUCUCUGUGCUUACUCAGGCCAUCACGGGGCAAGUGGGUUUUGUGGAUGUUGAAUUUUGCACCACAUGUGGAGAAAAGGGAGCAAGUAAAAGAUGCUCGGUCUGCAAAAUGGUAAUAUAUUGUGAUCAGACCUGCCAGAAAACCCACUGGUUUACACAUAAGAAAAUCUGUAAGAACCUCAAGGACAUUUAUGAGAAACAGCAACUGGAGGCUGCCAAAGAAGAGAGUGAAGAGAGUAAUAACAAAUUUGACAUCAAUUCCAACUGUGUUACUGAAGAGCAGCCAGAAGCCGAUAAAGUCGCCUUGCAAGAGGAUUGCAAUAUCAAACAUUCCACGGAAGGAUCGGAAGAGUCUCUUCAAAAGCCAUCUAUGUUGGAAAACAUAGCAAAUCCACCUGUGGGACCACAGGCAGCUGAGGAGUAAAAACAGGAGCAAGAAACAGCAUGAAUGGUCCUCGGGGCAGGUAGCUGGGAAAACAGUAUGACUGUGCCCUCAUUGU